This is a messenger RNA of Eucalyptus grandis, 2184 nucleotides long. RefSeq names its product MLO-like protein 10. Bases 216 to 1928 code for a protein of 570 amino acids. Lineage: Eukaryota; Viridiplantae; Streptophyta; Magnoliopsida; Myrtales; Myrtaceae. The transcript is spliced from 15 exons. The record is from RefSeq and is a predicted model, not a curated record. Gene Ontology annotation, biological process: defense response. Gene Ontology annotation, cellular component: membrane.
CGCUAAUAUCUCCUUAAUGUUUUGAAAACCCUCCCCGUGCAUGAAUUUUACUCGAGCCUUUACUUCUCUUCAAAAAUCUCUACGUGGCACACGGAUAUAAGCUCGGUCUUCUUCCUGCAGUAAUUGCAAGCUUGACCACACAUUAAUUCGUUAGGAACUUGAGAAAAGCCUCUUCCGGGUCUUCCUCCGGUCUUGAGAAGGAAAAAAAGAAGGCCAUGGCGGUAUCAGGCGGCAGCGGUUCACAGACGAGAGAGCUGACCCAGACCCCGACAUGGGCCGUGGCGAUUGUUUGUGCCGCCUUCAUCUUCAUCUCUCUCGUGCUGGAGAAGUUGCUGCACAAAAUUGGAACGUGGCUCACAGAGAGGCACAAGAGAGCUUUAUACGAGGCUCUGGACAAGGUCAAAUCAGAGCUGAUGAUUCUGGGCUUCAUUUCAUUACUCCUCACUUUUGGUCAGAGUUAUGUAUCUAGUAUAUGCGUUCCCCAAAAGGUCGCAGACACGAUGCUGCCCUGCCGCAAAGACAGUAAAUACGAUGAAUCGAAAGGAGGACAACGUAAACUUCUAUGGUACGAGAGGAGAUCCUUGGCUGCUGGCAGCUAUGCUCCUAGUUGCGAGAAGGGGCAAGAACCGCUUAUAUCUGUCAACGGAUUGCAUCAGUUACACAUCCUAAUAUUCUUCUUGGCUGUCGUUCACGUGCUGUACAGCGCAGUCACAAUGAUGCUCGGGCGACUGAAGAUUCGUGGCUGGAAGCAAUGGGAGCAAGAAACCUUGUCCCACGACUACGAGUUCUCCACAGAUCCAUCUCGAUUCAGGCUCACUCAUGAGACCUCCUUCGUUAGAGCGCACACCAGUUUCUGGACGAGGAUCCCCUUCUUCUUUUACAUUGGAUGCUUCUUUAGGCAGUUUUUCAAGUCCGUUGGUAAGGCAGACUACUUGACACUGCGCAACGGUUUCAUUGCCGUCCAUUUAGCACCGGGAAGUAAAUUUAACUUCCAAAAGUAUGUCAAGAGGUCAUUAGAAGACGAUUUCAAGGUCAUCGUAGGAGUCAGCCCUGUGUUGUGGGCGUCAUUCGUUAUCUUCUUGCUUCUAAAUGUCAAAGGAUGGCAGGCACUGUUUUGGGCGUCGCUGAUCCCUGUGGUUAUAAUGUUGGCCGUUGGGACAAAGCUUCAAGCUAUUUUGACAAAGAUGGCCCUCGAAAUCUUCGAGAGACAUGCCGUGGUCCAAGGGAUUCCCCUCGUGCAGGCUUCAGAUAAAUACUUCUGGUUCGGCCGCCCUCAGCUACUUCUUCAACUGAUCCACUUCGCUUUGUUUCAGAACGCCUUCCAGAUAACAUACUUCCUGUGGAUUUGGUACAUGUUCGGGUUGAAAUCUUGCUUCCAUGAUAACUUCAAACUUGCAGUCAUCAAAGUGGGUUUAGGGGUGGUUGUGUUAUUUGUAUGCAGCUACGUCACUCUCCCUCUCUAUGCUCUUGUCACUCAGAUGGGAUCUUGCAUGAAGAAAUCAAUCUUUGAUGAGCAAACGUCAAGGGCGCUUAAGAAAUGGCACAUGGCCGUGAAGAAGAAGAGGCUAGGCAAGGAAGGGAAGUCCACCGCCACCGUGACCCUCGGCAGAAGUGCGAGCCCGAGCCCGAGCGUGAGCCCGAGCCCGAGCCCCUCGCUCCCGAACUCUUCCAGGCACACCCUCCGCCGCUUCAAAACCACUGGACACCCGACCCGCUCGCAUGCGUACGACGACCACGACUUGUCCGAUUACGACGCCGACACCUUAUUGCCAACCUCGUCGACCGCUAAUCUGAUCACCCGGGUGGAUCAUCACGACGACCACGAUGGCCAUCCUAUCCAGAUCGACGAUUCCCAUCGAGAGGAGGGGACCAGGGAAGGGGACGACUUCUCGUUCGUCAAGCCCGUCGUCCUACCAGGAGAACCGUGAGAAUCGCGGCAGCCCGCUUCGUACCAUUGUAUCAUAUCAUAGUGAAUAGAUUCAUGGUCAACCAACAUGGUUAGGCAUGUUUGUCUUAUCAUAAAGGUCGCGCGUAAAUCAAAGGUUCUAGUUUAGGAAACACAAGCGAAAGUCAUCUUUUCCCGUCUAAUAGAUAAAAUAAAAGUAUCGAACGGCUGAAAUCUAUUGCAUUUCGCUAAUUGGUGAUGAUAUUAAACGCUUACAUGAAUCUGCCAGAAAGAUUUUU